Schistosoma spindalis is the source of this 4082-nucleotide messenger RNA. The record is from the annotation of a GenBank genome assembly. Lineage: Eukaryota; Metazoa; Platyhelminthes; Trematoda; Strigeidida; Schistosomatidae.
AUCAUUACCGAACAUAGAUAAACUCAUACACAUACAUUCUAAUUUGAUAGUUGUGUCUGUCUGUUUAUCUAUCUAUCCAUCUAUGUAUCUAUCUAUCUAUUUACUUAUUCAUCCAUUUAUCAAUAUAUCCACGUGCCCGCUUACCUUAUUAGAUCAAAAAAAAGAUAAUAAUUUUAAAUAACUUAAGUGAAGAAGUUGAAUUGUUAAAUUGGAAUUAAAUCAUGAGUAAUCAUCAGGAAAGCGCAAAAAUCAAAUCAACUGAUAUGCCAGAAUCAAUGCAAUGUAUAGCUGUUGAUUGUUGUGCAGCAGCAUGUGAACGUUUUACAGAUGAUAGAGAUAUAGCUAAAUAUAUUAAACAAGAAUUUGAUAAACGUUAUGGUGGGACAUGGCAAUGUGUAGUUGGGAAACGUUUUGGUUGUUACGUUUCACAUACAGAAAACUGUUUUAUUUAUUUUCAUCUGUACCUAAAUGCAGUACUGUUAUUCCAAGCAGUUCCAUAAGAACCUCAACUUCAAUAAUAAGAACAACCAUAAUCCAACUGAAAUCAGAAAAUAUCUAAUUUAUGAUUUUAUUCUACAUUUAGAUGUUUGUCUACAGACAAUAAAUAAUUAUUCAAUUGUUCAUGUGUGAAACAAAAUUCUCAUCUAAUCACAAUUACAGUUUACUUGUUUUUUGAAUUGUUGACGCCCAUUUUAGUUUUAUAAAUUACUUUUAUAGUGUAUAAAGACUCGUAGCCUCUGACAUAUCAUAGCAUAUACACAGGUGCAUACUUCUAAAUGGACAGUUUGUCGUCUCAUUAUUCUCAUCUGACUUGUAAAUCCACUUUCGUCUUUUUAGAAACUCACUUUGGUCUUGAGAGGUUAGCCUGUGAUGUUCUAUUUACAAAAAGCGGUCGAUAAUAUUUAAUAGAUUACCCCCCCAUAAACAUGAUUAUGUAAUCACCUUUGACACUUGUUAUCCAACAUGUUCUUUUUUUCCUAUUAGUUCUAUUUAUCAAUCAAUAAUCAAUUUGUCCACUAAGACGAUUUCUUCAAGUUCUACUACUGUUUCAGUACAGUUUUAUUCCUAUUUUCUUACUGACUCAUCUCUUUUUUUUACCUCUAUUGGGAUCAGUAAUGAAAAAAUGUCUAUGUAUACAUAUAAGCUAUGAAAAAAAAUACAUGUUGGUAAUUGUUUACACAUAUAUAUGAAUACAUUCUCAUUGAUUGUGAUAUAUUUUCUUCUCAUUUUAUAUUCAUAAAAAUCUCACUUGUUAACUGAACUAUUGUGUAUUGUAUUUAGUUUCAUCUGUUAUAUCGUUUGCUAUUGGGUUAAAUAAGUUGACUUAGUGUAUUCUAAUCACUUGUGAACUAUUGUAUUAUUUAUGAGAUAACUUUUAUUACAGUCGGACUGUGAUAAUUCACAUGUAAUAAAAUGUUAUUUUGAUCACCUAAAGAUUUAUAGAGUACAGAUUUGAAUACUGUGAAUAUUGACUUUCCUGCUCGGAUUAUUUAUAGAUUCACAAUGGAUUCAAGACCGUUUAGUUGGGAAUUUGGAGAUAAGAAAGUGCUCACCUGCUAGUUCGAAAUAUUAUCAAUAGUUAAAAGCAAUCGUAUACCUCUUACAAUCAUGUGGUAAUAAACUAUGAUGACAGAUCAAAAUUAUUUUCUCUAGUUGUAGACGAUUAUGAUCGAUUUGUUAUAGCUCAAUACAUACAUCACCAAGAUGUCCACUCGAAAAGAAAUAAAUGUUCCCUACUAACAUCUUUCAUUGCUGUUAUACUUGUGGAAAAUGUACUACUUAAACAAUUUUUAAAUUAAAACACUAUCUAAAAUGUACUCAUUAAAAUUUAGUAGUGUUAGUGGCAGACUUGAGGUUAGAACAGUUUAGUGAGCACUCCCAAUCAUAAUUAGUAGAUUACUGCAUGAUAAUCCAAGUAAAAUUACAAAAUGGACGAAGCGAAGCUCGAACUAUAGAUAUUUUCUGUAUGAGUCAAGAGAUUCAAAUGCUAGCAAAGUUAAAAUUAUAUAGAGAGAAAAGCAAUUAAAAUGGACAUUUAAACAAUAACCGAAUGAUCUGUGGAAAGACUCAUUCAAAUGUAUUACUGAAGAAAUUUGUGAAGAAAUUCUAAUAGUAUACUUCUGUUUGAGAUUUGUACUGAUUUUGUCUAGAAAGGCAAUCAAAAUGUAAUAAUUAAACUAGCAAAUUCGUAGAAUUAUAAAGUUAAACCAUCGUAUCAACAAGUAUGUAUCAGUUGCAUGGUCUCAAUAAUUCUAUUGGAUAGUGGAUUCUAUCUGAGAACAUACUCCUAUUUAUCAGUUUAUCAUUUUUUAACUGUAACUUCAUGUUAAUUGAUAAAUGUAUACAAAAGUUGUAUUUAUUUAACAGAUCAGAUAUUGUUUCCUGUUAUUCUUAUUUCUUGAUAAGGUAUAAGGUAUUGAAUUUAUACAGUAAUCAUAUUCACUAUAUAUUUGUAUUGUUUUAUCGAAACCAUUUUGUCAUUAAAAUAAUCAAUUCAAUGAAUCAUAAAGUGACCGCUCAAACAUUAAAAAUGAUUGUUUUUAAACUUUAAUUAGUGAUAUGAUUUAAUGCUCAAUCGGUUGUAUUAUCCACACAAGUGAGUGGUUAACUGAACUCAGUAAAUAAAUAAAUAUUGCGAUGGUAUUUGAAGCAAAUGAUAUUGGUUUUGGGGUCAUGGAGUGAACAUCAACUUUCUUAUAUGAUGAGAAGAAAAGUCAAUUCCCGAUUGAUUUACUUAAUAUGAGUUUUAUUCAUCAUUAUAUCCGUUUUGAUUCAAUGUAAUGAUUACGCAAUGUAGUAUUUGUUUUCUCUUCUCGUAUGAUAUCUUAUCCUGUAUAAUAUACGAUAUUCUUGUAUUCCAUUGACCUGAACCAUGCUCAGUAUAUGAUUUACUAUAACUCUAAGUAUUUUUCAUAUAUGUGAUUUCAUCCUAAUUAUUAAUCAAAAAUAGGUGUACAAUCAAUAUAUAAAAGAGUGUAUUUUCUACUAGAUUAUCAUCUUCAUCGUCGUCGUCAUCAUAGUGUUUUGGAGCUAAUAAAUCUUCACUUAUACCAGUCUUUGUGUUCUUACUUUCACGUCGUGGGAAUUGAAGAGGUCCCUUAUUCCGAGUAUAAGUGAUCAGAGUUUUCCGGUACAGCAAUCAGCAACGAUCAAAUGUAACAAUUGCGACGACCAAGCAUAACACUUCCAUGUAUUCGUAUCUAACAGAGAACGAAACACUCGUCUUGGAUUCUAUCUAUUCUAUAUUGUUAAUUAUAUCAUCUUUGUAUCUUUACUUAAAGUCAACAAGUAAAUUAAAAGUACACACAUAGGUAUUUGUUUAUUGAUUUAUAGUAAUUCAAAGUGUUUUGUACUUCAAUAUUAUUGAAUGAAAUUUUAUUAAAUCUAAAUCGAUUUUGUAUGAUUUCACAUAUUUGAAUUAAAUGAAAUGAUAAGAAAAAAACUUUUUUUUUCUCCUUAAAAUCACGCGAGGCUAUACUUGAAUUUGAUUGAUUAAAAUAAAUUAAAUUCAAUAUCAGAAUAAUUUGAGUCUGUUUGUUGUUCAUUAUUAUGACAAUAAUAAAUAGCCUAAUUGAAAAACAAACAAACAAACAGACAAAACCAAACAACUUUGUUCAUUGUUAUUUCAAUCGUUUAAAGAUUCUGAUCAUAGUUAAGAGACUAAUAUAUUGAACGAAGUAUAUUCUUUUCGAUAAAUUCUCUUCAGGUUCUUCAAUUAAAUAAUCUGAUAAAAUGGACCGGUUUAAGGGGUAAAGUACAUCGUUUAAAGUUAAAGCAUGUGAAUUAAGGAUUGUCAAUUAAAAUAGAAUAAAAUUGUUAAUGUUGAUAUGACUCAUAUAGAAUGUUAAUUUAGAUCAGCUUGGGUGUUAUGUGAAAGUUUAAGAUCUAUGAUCAGAAUUGUUAAUUCAAGGCUCGUAACAACUGAACUAUGUUUUUAGAUUUUUCUUGUCUUUAAACCAUAAAUUAGUAGAUCAAUAUAAUAUCGAAUGAUUUUACAUUAAAAAAAAACUAAACAACUUUAUCUGAAGUGGAACAAAUCUUCAAAAUUUAGAAUAUCACACCGAUACCCAUUCAAAUAUUGG